Molecule: messenger RNA, 1203 nt
Organism: Lizanozyma spartinae
Lineage: Eukaryota; Fungi; Ascomycota; Pichiomycetes; Serinales; Debaryomycetaceae
Exons: 1
Coding region: 1-1203 (400 amino acids)
Biological process (GO): nitric oxide catabolic process; cellular response to nitrosative stress
Cellular component (GO): intracellular anatomical structure
Molecular function (GO): heme binding; FAD binding; nitric oxide dioxygenase [NAD(P)H] activity
Source: RefSeq, a predicted model, not a curated record
AUGGGUUUCGCGAGAACUAUGUCGAAGUCAUCGUACACCUCAACAGUACAGGAUUUGGGAAUCGAUUCAGACAUCUACCCAAGACUGCGGAACGCAUCAUCGGUAACUCCUCGUCAAAGCUCUGCUAGUUUCUUAUCCCAUUUCAACAAAAAGAAGGUAGAUAAUGAAACUACCUACACUUACGGGAUUCACAGCAAUCUGUCCCAAGCUUCCUUCGACUAUCAAUUGGAAAAGAUGUCCACCAGAUCAACUAUAGAUUCCAAUCUUUCCACAAGAUCUCAGUACCUCAUAAAGUUGACCUUGUCAAAGUCUGAUAUCGACUUGUUGAGAUACACCUGGAAUGUCAUGUUACUCAACGAGAACAUUGAAGAAGAAACCAAUAACACCUCCUCCAGAAUCCCCGGUACCUUUGCCAAUAGUUUACUGGCCAAUGCUAGUAAUGGACACAGUCACCACAGUAAUGCAAAGUACGCGUUGAACUCCAUGGCUAGCUCUUUAUUCUGUCGUCAAUUUUAUGACAAUUUAUUAUCAAUGGAACCCAAGUUAAUAAAGAUGUUCCCCUCGCUACAUCACCAGGCUGUUUCCUUUGCUGGUGUAUUGUCGUUUGCCAUUUCACAAUUAGAGAACUUAAGUAGUUUGGAGGACUUCUUGUGUGUUUUAGGUAAGAAGCACAGUCGUAUUUUGGGUAUUUCUGCUGAUAGUUUUGAGUUGAUGGGUGAAGCAUUGGUCAAGACAUUCCAUGAAAGAUUUGGAGUUCGGUUCACCAGAGAGUUGGAAUCUUUAUGGAUCAAAUUAUAUUGUUAUUUGGCCGAUUCUAUAUUGCAAUUUGGAAUAGAUCCAGUCAUGAGAUUAGAUUAUCAGGGUGAAGAGUACAACAAUCAUAUGACUAUGAAUACACCAGCCACCACAGCUACAAACUUGUUCUAUAAUAUUGAGGGACAAGAGGGUGAGGGUGAGCGUGUUUCUGCCGUACCAGCUGCGCCUUCUGAUUCAGAUAGCAUUGCUAAUGUUUCUCUAAUGGAAAGAAAUUCAGUUCUUACCUCUGCCACUUCAUUUAUUGGAGAACCACUUCAGAAUGCUAAGCGUGAGAACAGAGUUUCUUCCUCUCCACCAGAACCCGUUACCAAGAAUUUAAAAUCAAAGCUUCGGAGCAAUGGUGUUGGUCGCAAGUUCCAUAAACGGUCAGAUUGUAUUAUCAUGUAG